CUUUGAUAUUUCAAAGGAAUUUCUGUCCCCGGCGGAGGGGUUUUCUUUGCACUGGGCAGCACAGGUUACUAGAACGUUAUCUAUAUGAAGGGCUGAUGGAAGACACAAGGGAUCUGGCUGAACGCACCCCACGUUCAGAGCGUAAGCGGAGAGACUCGUUCGGGAUGUUUGAUGGCUAUGACAGCUGUAGCGAGGAGUCCACCAGCAGCUCCAGCACAGAGGACAGCGAGGAUGAGGUGGUGCCCUCCAUCCCCGCCAGCCUGCCCAUCAUUAAGAACAAUGGCCAGGUCUACACCUACCCCGACGGCAAGGCUGGAAUGGCCACCUGUGAGAUGUGCGGGAUGGUCGGAGUACGAGAUGCUUUUUACUCGAAAACCAAGCGCUUCUGCAGUGUGUCUUGUUCCAGGAGUUAUUCCUCAAAUUCCAAAAAAGCUAGCAUCUUAGCAAGACUCCAGGGCAAACCACCAACAAAAAAGGCAAAGGUCUUACAGAAACAGCCUCUCAUGGCAAAGUUGGCAGCUUACGCCCAGUACCAAGCAAGUCAACAGAACCAGGCCAAAUCAAAAGCUGUGGUCCCUGCUGAGAGCUUCGACUGGGGUCGGUAUCUCUGUAGCAAUAACACGGUCGGAGCUCCAGUCAGCUGUUUCAAGCACGCCCCUAUGGGGAUGUGCUGGGGAGACAUUGAAGAAGGAGUGAGGAUUGAAGUGAUCAACUCAGAUACUAACCUCUCCACUAAGGUGUACUGGAUAGCAGAAAUCAUAAAGCUAGCAGGGUUUAAGGCUCUCCUGAGGUAUGAGGGCUUUGACAACGACAGCAGUAAAGACUUCUGGUGUAAUCUCUGUAUCCCAGAGGUGCACCCGGUGGGAUGGUGCGCCUCGAGUCGCAAACCUCUCGUACCUCCUAAAAGCAUACAGCAUAAGUACUCUAACUGGAAAGCCUUUCUUGUGAAGCGUCUCACUGGAGCUAAAACACUGCCACCUGACUUUAAUGAUAAGGUACAUGAGAACAUACAGUUCCCCUUUAAGAAGCUGAUGCGGGUAGAGGUGGUCGACAAGAACUAUCUGUGCCGGACACGGGUGGCGCUGGUGGAGCAGGUGAUCGGGGGUCGCCUCAGGCUGGUGUACGAGGAGAGCCAGGACGGGUCGGACGACUUCUGGUGCCACAUGUUCAGCCCUCUCAUACACAACAUCGGCUGGUCACGAAGCAUCGGACACCGCUUCAAACGAUCUGAUGUUACAAAGAAAAACGAGGGUCAGGUUGAUGCUCCUGCACCGCUCUUCCAGAAGGUGAAAGAUGUGGAUCAGAGUGGGGAAUGGUUCAGAGAUGGGAUGAAGUUAGAGGCCAUCGACCCACUCAACCUCUCAGCUAUAUGUGUAGCCACUGUAAGAAAGGUGUUGGCAGACGGGUACCUCAUGAUCGGGAUCGAUGGUUCGGAGGCAGUGGAUGGAUCAGACUGGUUCUGUUACCAUGGCACCUCCCCCUCCAUCUACCCGGUCGGCUUCUGUGAAAUCAACAACAUUGAACUCACGCCCCCUAGAGGGUACACUAAACUGCCAUUUAAAUGGUUUGACUACCUCAGAGAAACAGGUUCAAUAGCUGCUCCUGUCAAGCUCUUUAACAAGGAGGUUCCCAAUCACGGUUUCCGGCAAGGCAUGAAGCUGGAGGCCGUCGAUCUGAUGGAGCCGCGGCUCGUGUGCGUCGCCACGGUGACGCGGAUCGUUCACCGGCUACUGAGGAUCCACUUUGACGGCUGGGAGGACGAGUAUGACCAGUGGGUGGACUGCGAGUCGCCUGACCUCUACCCUGUGGGCUGGUGUCAGCUGACUGGCUACCAGCUCCAACCCCCCGCCUCGCAGAGUAACAGAGACUUGCCUCAGUCUGUGCCUAAGCAGAAGAAAAAGGCCCAACAGUACAAAGGCCAAAAGAAAAAGAGGAAGAUUCCGGUUGGUCGACGGCCCUUCAGUCAGGCAGGCAGGAGGAGGAGCUUCUCGGGGGACGAAGAGCAGAGUCCGCCCCCUUACCCUGCCCAGGGGCCCGCUCGGCCCCGGCCCCGAACCCACCUCCACCAAACCCACAAAUCAGACUCCCUCCUGAGAAUGAAGGAGGAGACGGCAGAGGUGGACGAGUUUACCUUCUCACAGGGCACCUCCGACCAGGAGAGCAACGGCUCGGGCAGCUACUACAUCAAACAGGAGCCCUGAGGGUCACGAGGCCGAGACAGAGCAGGAUGAACCGGGAAGGGGGGGGGCAGGACGCAUCUCUCCAAACAAACAAACAUUAAAAAAAAACCCAGCAAGCAUCAGGAACGGAGAAUCAAAGGAGCCUCAAAUUACACUCGCAGACCAAUGGCACAGCCCUCGUAUGGAGUCAGCACCAAUGGAGACGGGCGACGAAGGGGGUCGAUUUCAUGUUUUUCUUGAAAAAAAAAUCUGAAUGGAACAACCUUCUGAACAAGUUUUCAACCUUGUAGCUGUGCGUGCACAUAAUCACUCACAAACCUGUAUGAUUUGAAGGGUUGGAAAGCACCCAGUGACGGGCCUGGGUCACAUGUUUGGGCAUUCUCUUUUCGUACCACCCUGGUGGUAACAUCAGCUUCCUCUCCUCUCCUGUCUGAAACACAACCAGACCAGAUAUUACCAUGGAUAAAAAGCAACCCCUUCUCUCUGCGUGGGGGAGGAGGGGGGGGUCCUGCAAGUCAACAUCAGCCCAUCCUGCCUCUGCCACAAUCUGGGCAGCGCACAGAGACCUGUAGAAACUGUGACAACCUUUUAUUGAGCCAGGUCUUUUCUGUUUUUUUGUCUUUUUUUUUCGUUGUUGUUUUGGUUUGUUUUCAGGUCAGAGAGUCAGCCACUGAAUGCAGGAUUUCCAUUGGCCUGAGGAGAGAAGAGAGGCUGGCAGAGAGAGGAACACAGUUGUGUAUAUUUUUGAUUAUUUUUCUUCUGAAUAAUAUUGCCAGGUGGACUUUUAUUUUGUUAAUAGUACUUGAAGCUUUUUUUUUUUCCUUUUUUAUU
This is a messenger RNA of Scomber japonicus (chub mackerel), 3011 nucleotides long. RefSeq names its product mbt domain containing 1 (gene mbtd1). The transcript is spliced from 17 exons. Lineage: Eukaryota; Metazoa; Chordata; Actinopteri; Scombriformes; Scombridae. Gene Ontology annotation, biological process: regulation of DNA-templated transcription. The record is from RefSeq and is a predicted model, not a curated record. Gene Ontology annotation, cellular component: nucleus. The coding region runs from base 96 to 2201 and encodes 701 amino acids. Gene Ontology annotation, molecular function: zinc ion binding.